Molecule: messenger RNA, 6014 nt
Organism: Aricia agestis (brown argus)
Lineage: Eukaryota; Metazoa; Arthropoda; Insecta; Lepidoptera; Lycaenidae
Gene: Gprk1
Product: G protein-coupled receptor kinase 1
Exons: 16
Coding region: 359-2437 (692 amino acids)
Biological process (GO): regulation of signal transduction; protein phosphorylation; G protein-coupled receptor signaling pathway
Molecular function (GO): G protein-coupled receptor kinase activity; ATP binding; G protein-coupled receptor binding
Source: RefSeq, a predicted model, not a curated record
GCAAGACCAAGUUUGUGAAAGAAAUGACGGCUCGCGGGCGAGCGAUCAGGUGUUAUUUCGUAUUUUGUAAAAAGUGCUAAGUUAUCUGACGUUUUCGCGGAGUAAAAUAAAUAAAGUGUUUUAUUUACCUUAUGUAAAGUCAAUUUAUAACUCGUGUUUUUGAUAUCUAUCCAAUAAACUAUCAUGAGCGAUGUGUCAUUUUCCAAUAACCAAUGGUGUUAUAAAAUAAUAAGUACUCAUCAUGUAGGGCAGGUUAUGACUGGCACUGAGGGAGCUGCUAGUAAAUCCAGUGUACUUCUGUGUUUGUGUUAAAAGUGCAAGUGUUUAGCUUUUAUUGUGAGAGUGAUAAUAUAUCAAAAUGGCGGACCUCGAGGCAGUGCUGGCAGACGUCAGCUACUUGAUGGCAAUGGAGAAGUCAAAAUGCACUCCAGCUGCCAGAGCAAGCAAAAAAAUCGUCUUACCAGAUCCAAGUGUACGGAGCGUCAUGCACAAAUACAUGGAGAAGAAGAAUGAAGUAAAUUUUGAUAAAAUAUUUAAUCAAGUCUUAGGUUACCUAUUAUUUAAGGAAUUUUGUGAACAAACGUCAGACGAACCUGUACCACAGUUAAAGUUUUAUGAAGAGAUUAAAUUAUUCGAGAAACAAGAAUGCGUCGACGAGAGGCGGAGGAUCGCUAGGGAUAUUUAUGAUAAUUUUAUUAUGAAGGAACUAUUAGCACAUUCUCACGAUUAUUCAAAAGAAUGCGUAGCACAUGUACAGAAAUAUUUAAUGAAACACGAAGUGCCACCUAACUUGUUUGAGCCUUAUAUUGAAGAAAUAUUUCAACACUUAAGAGGCGAACCCUUCAAGAACUUCUUAGAAAGUGAUAAAUACACGAGGUUUUGUCAGUGGAAGAAUCUAGAACUUAAUAUUCAAUUGACGAUGAACGACUUCAGCGUUCACCGGAUCAUCGGACGAGGCGGCUUCGGAGAGGUGUACGGGUGUCGGAAGGCGGACACUGGCAAGAUGUACGCGAUGAAGUGCCUGGACAAGAAACGGAUCAAGAUGAAGCAGGGCGAGACGCUGGCCCUCAACGAGCGCAUAAUGCUCUCUCUAGUCAGUACUGGGGUGGACUGCCCCUUCAUAGUGUGCAUGACGUACGCGUUCCACACGCCGGACAAGCUGUGCUUCAUCCUGGACCUGAUGAACGGCGGCGACCUCCACUACCACCUCUCCCAGCACGGCGUCUUCAACGAGGCAGAGAUGAAGUUUUACGCCGCUGAGGUUAUAUUGGGUCUGGAGCACAUGCACAAGCGGCACAUAGUGUACCGGGACCUCAAGCCGGCCAACAUCCUGCUGGACGAGCACGGACACGUCCGAAUAUCGGACCUCGGCCUCGCCUGUGACUUCAGCAAGAAGAAACCGCAUGCCAGCGUGGGAACGCACGGCUACAUGGCGCCCGAGGUGCUGUCUAAGGGCACGGGCUAUGACUCGUCGGCUGACUGGUUCAGCUUUGGAUGCAUGCUGUACAAGUUGCUCAAGGGCCACUCGCCCUUCCGCCAGCACAAGACCAAGGACAAGCACGAGAUUGACCGCAUGACACUAACCAUGAACGUGGAGCUGCCGGAGUCGUUCAGUCCCAGCCUCAAGAGUCUGCUGGAGGGUCUGCUACAGAGGGACAUCAACAAACGCCUGGGCUGCAAAGGACGAGGGGCCGACGAGGUGAAGGAGCACGUGUUCUUCGCCGGCAUCGACUGGCAGCAGGUGUACCACCAGAAGUACACGCCGCCGCUGAUACCGCCGCGCGGGGAGGUCAACGCCGCCGACGCCUUCGACAUCGGCAGCUUCGACGAGGAGGACACCAAGGGGAUCAAGCUGACCGAGGCGGACCAGGCGCAGUACAAGGACUUCCCGCUGGUGAUAUCCGAGCGCUGGCAGUCGGAGGUGGCGGAGACGGUGUUCGACACCAUCAACCAGGAGGCCGACAAGCUCGAGAUGAAGAGGAAGUCCAAGCAGAAGCAGAAGUUCGAUGCCGAUGAGAAAGAAUCGGACUGCAUCCUUCACGGGUACAUCAAGAAGCUUGGCGGUCCGUUCGCGAGCGCGUGGCAGACGCGCUACGCCAAGCUGUACCCCAACCGCCUGGAGCUGCACCUGGAGAACAGCGCCAAGCCCGACAUGAUCCUGCUGGACACCGUGGAGGAGGUGUCCUCCGACCUCGUCUCCGUCAAGGGCGAGCAGUGCAUCGUGUUGCGCACCAAAAACGACACCAAAGUGGUGCUCACUAACACCGACGAGAUCGGCCUCAAAGAGUGGGCGUUGUCACUACGCUCCGCCCACAAGUGCUCGCAGGAGCUGCUCGCCUCCAUGGCGAAGAAGGCCGGCAAGAUCUACGGCGCCGACGGGCCGAAGGACUCGUUAGGGCUGGCGCGGCCCCCGCCGCCCGCGCCGAACGGCAACUAGCACGAGCUUCCCGCGCCCCGAGGCGCGAAGAUGUUCCGCCGCUCCAAGAGCGCAGCGCAGCUGAUCAAGUAAGCGCGCGGAACAUACAGAACCCAACGACCCUGACGUAGUUGUAGAUGCGAUGGAAUUUCAGUUUUUUUUUAAAUUGAAGAAUGCAUAGAAUGGAGUUGUGAUAGACGCAAAAGUAUCAAAAUCGUCAGAAUGUGUCAAAGCGCAAAGCACUGAUAGUCAAAAUGAUAUUGCUACAUUUUAUGAUGCUACUAUCUAAAGUAAGUAUUUUAAUUAAAAGACAACAUUUGAAAUUCCGUCGUCAAAUUUUCUGUCAAUGCUGGUAAUGUCCAGAAAGUCGUAAAAUGCGCUGUUUCCAAAGAUUAUUAAACGUCAGGAAACAGCCAUGUUAGAUUAGCAUAGUCUUUUGUAUUUAACCUAAGCAAGCCCCAAAAAUAUUCGCAGAAUUUCUAAAUAUUUUAGUACCCACAACCAUGACGAAUCUGUCGUCGAAUAAAGCAAUAAUAAUUUAGAUUCUCCGAAUAUAUUUUAAAAGACAUUAAAAUAUAUUCGGAGCUAGCUUACUUUACGCAAAGUAUAUAAGGGUCGGUGGGUUCGAAUUUUGUAUACAAAUUACAAAUGCAUACAAGUGCAAAAUAGUGCCACCAUACUACUGUGCCAGAAGUUAUCCCAACGUAUGUGAAUAUAGCGGGGGUGUUCCCAGUGCCCGUUUGACUAGGACUUGAAUAUUUACCGCCCAGCUAUUGGCCGAUGUUUCACCGCAAAAAUGGUGGCCAAUUAUUACCGCGCGGUUAUUCUCCAUAUUGGAAUCAAACGGGUAUUGUGAAUACACCCGCUGCAGAGCUAGCAUGGCGAUUAGGUAUAUGAUUGUUUCCUGCGAAGGAAGAAAAAACUGUACGGGAACAAUCUUUUCCGAAAUGGUCAUUCUACGCCUGCUAGUAUUGAAUUCAAUAAGUUGCUACAAUGUGGUACUUUUUAUGACACAAAGCGCCAGUCUGGGUUAAUCAUCGUUUUUCAAAAUAUCAUGCCUUCUCUCUAACGUUAACACAAAAAAUAACAAAGACAAUGCCAUGAUAUUCAAUCCACGAUUUACUUAAACCCAGAUUGUGUGCGCCUGAAGCAUGUUACUACUUUGUGUUAGAAGUUGACUUUGAUUUGGUGGCUCUGUGUGCGUCGGUAUUGAUAUGACUGUGAAAAUUGUGUCAAAAUCUAUUGAUUGCACCCACAUGGUUUUAACAGGUAAAAUUUGUGAAGAGCGAGCUACAAAAAUUACCUUACUGGGUACAGGCAAACAGUAACAUGUUUGCUAUGUGAAAAAGUAUCACGUUUAUGUAAUCGAGACGAGAACUUUUAAUAUGAUAUUUUACACUAUGCAAUAAGUGUUCAAAUAUAGUGAGAAAGUGAUAUAGCUAGUGUUAAAGUGACGAUACGCGCGGACGAGUGCAGUUGGGAUGCUGACUUUACUCGGAUUCAGUGUCAAACUGUAAGAACUAACAUUAGAGAGUGGUGUCCUAUGUAGAGAUUACGUGCAGUUCAUUCAAAUAGUGAUGCGCCGUUGAGGGCGAUCAGAUUUGAAUCGAUUGCGGCUAUUCGAUAGUGCGUCGAACGCUCGUCGACGCUUGUAGUUCAAAACUAUAGUGACUAUUAGGACUGCCAAUUAUUAUUAAUAAAAACGCUGUUCGUAUUUUAUUGUUGUACGAAUUAAUGUGAUAGGGCCGAUGAUUUCAAUAAAGCAUGUAUAGAAUUUCUUUACGGUCGAUGUUGAUUGUGAAAAAAAAAACAACUUUUGUAAUUGUUUGCACCGAUUACCUUUUGUAAUUAUUAAUGUAACAUUCUGAAUGUUGUAUUUAUUAAAAUUAUGUGGUAGGUAAUGUAAAAAUUAUUUAUAAUAUGUGUAAAUCGAGUAGGUUUAGUGAAUGUGUUUGUGCAAUAGGUCUGAAAUAUCGUGAACAAAUUAUAACAUUAAUAUUCAAAUAUUAGAGUCUUGACAUUUCGAAUGUGAAUUAAAUAGUAUAUUAUAUUAUAGAAGCUUCUAAUUAAUCAAUCUACAUCGUAAUUAGGGAAUCCAGCACUGUUACCUAUAGUUAUUGAAAUUCACGAGCGUACGAUAGUGUAGUGAGGUGCGUACGUGCACGCACACCGUGCGUCCCCCGCGUAUGCUUUUGCGUACAUAAUCGUAAAAGUCGAAUAAUUAGAAAUAAUUUCUCUGCACGUUAAAAUGUUUCGUGCAAAAAAAAUGUCGCGUACUAAACAACGUAUGAGUAUUAUACUUCAGUACGCGCGUGUCUUGAAACAACUAUAAGUCGAUAAGUAUUGCACGGUGUCUACGUUAUAAUACUGUUCUGUAAUUGCUCUCUUGCGCAAUUAAAAUAUAUAAGUUCCUUUUUCAUUACAUUCUAAUGUUAUUUAUAAAAACGGUACUUAAAAUAACAUUUUCUAUUAGUGUCUACUGUAUUAAAUUUAAUUGUUAUUUAUUGAAAUAGAAGCCAUAAUGUGUAGACGUACUUCCUCGUGUAAAAUAGUGGCAAUACUUUUUCUAACAUUUAGGUGUGGUGAAAUGUAACAAUAGAUAUAAAGGCAAUAUUUAGAUAAAGUUCCCACGUCUGAGUAAACAGAUACGUCGGCAGCUUGUUCGUGGAUCUUUGUAUGUUUUAUAACAAUGCAAUUUUAUUAAACAAACAAUAAUUCUGUGUCUGACGCGUGUCCAGCUUUUUUGAUUGAUAUUUUGUAUUUUUCUACUUCUUAUUGUGCAAUCUUACUCUAUUAAAAUCUGUAUUAAAUAUUAUCAUUGUUGCAUUUUCAUGAAUCUUAUAUUAUAAGCAAGUUAUAUUUUAUCAUGAAUCAUUUUUCAAUUGCAUCAUCCACAUUAUAUUUUCUUGUUUAUGAUUGUUAAAUGCUAGUUCAAUAGUUUUAAUUUAUUACUUUAGAAAUAUAAUGCAAUAAAAUAAAAAUAAAAUAUUCUAGCGACAUUCCAAACAUAACAGAAGAUUUAAAGGAUUUUUGCUGGAUGUUUUCAAUAACAUAUUAUUACGAAAUGAUUAACGAAUAACUGUUUAAAUCGUUUAUGAAUUUAUUAUUAUCAGCCUAUCUAGUAUAGCAAAGUAUAUCGUAAAUGAAAUUAUAUUUAACAUAUUAAUACAAUAACAAUGUUAUACACCGUUAAUGUUAAUAAUAUUUAGAGCGACUUCACCGAGCAAUGUAGCUAGGCUUAGCUUUACAAGAUCAUAAGUUGUCGCAUUUUUUUAAGCGAGCUUUUAUAUCUUAUAUCUUCUUUGGUGUGAGUUGUGUAUGUAUGAGUGAGUUUCUAAAGCGUGAUUGGGAAAAUGUUAUUUGUUGAAGAAAAUUACAGAGGCUAUUACUUAUAAUUUUGCCGAAAUUAGGCGGCAUCUGCGCCAAAUAUCUUAUGCACAACAUUCCUUUAUGCCAAAUUAGUAUUAUGGUAUGAAAGUGCAUUUAAAUUUUUGUUACGAAAAGCUGGAUAUACGUCGGGCGGUAAUAAUCAUACAUACCUCUGUUAGAAAUAUUUUUAUUGUAAACCUACAGUACGUGUAGUAAAUUGUUUAUUUAA